GUACGAGUGUGCGGAGGAAUUUCGGUGGCUGUACACCCAUCCUGCUUGGCUGGACGAGGACGGAGAAUCUGAACCUCGUGUACGGGGUUCGAGCACGGUUUGCCGCGCGGAUGGGAGCGAGACGGAGCUAUAUACAACCGUUUUCGCGGCGAGGAUGGAGAAGAGGGAGACGAUGAACGCAGUGCGGAAGCGUUUCGUAUACCAGCACGUUCCGAAUUAGGCGUCGGUGAACUGAUGGUGGUGCGGCUGUGCUACUCCGGUGGUGCGGCCUUCUCCUUACACCUUCUCUACCGUGAUUCCGCGUUACACCGGCCUGAUUGUCUCGGUUACCGUAUACUACUACCGGUUUGUAGUAAGCAAAGCUUACACAAGGCUUGGAUCGGAAGAGGGAGAAGGAAUAAGACGCUUCGAUCUGCGCCGUUCACGAUUUUUCGGUAAACAUGGGGCGACUCCGUUCGAUGCCUUGGACUCGCUUCGUUGGACGAUAUUGAUUGCCCCGUUCAGAUAGCCGAAACUCCGUUUACAUGAUGCUGACAGCUGCCUUUUACAUAAUUUGAAUAGAUACGUGGAAAGAUACAGAUGUUACAGACUGUCCAGGAUGGACGUAAUAGCGUACAAUCACCAUCACGAGAUCGCGAGCGUCGAGUACAGUAUCGAUGACGGUGACCUCGAGAGCCAGAAUGAGGACGAAGACGAGGAUAUAUCCCCGUAUAUCGACAUCGAUCAGCGUGUUCUGACCCUGGAACGGCUGUCCGCUGCAAAUGGCGAGAAGAAAGACAAGGCGCCGUUGAGGAGAAGUUUAUUCUCGUACGUGGCGCCGUACAUCGUGUUCCAGUCGUUCGACUGCAAGGGGCCAAUAAUGCCGCACGAAGUAACCAAACACCUGAAGUGGCAUCUCAGCACGAUCACACCAUUAAUCGUACGUCGUACCUUGAUCAACUCAGGUUUUCAACUGAUGAAGAGGUGCCAGGAGUGGUGCGGCACCUGGGGCAAGCACAUGAAGUCGUCGUGCUUCAGGACGGUGAAGGAGUCGCAGAAGAUCAAUCAUUUUCCGGGCACGUUCCAGAUAGGGCGUAAGGAUUGUCUCUGGGUGAACCUGAGCAAGAUGAUGUUGAAACACGAGGUGAAGGAGUUCGAUUUCGUUCCGCGCACCUACGUUCUGCCCCGCGAUCUCACCUGUUUCCGUCAAGUUUGGAAAAAGUUCGGCAGCAAGGGGAAAUGGAUCGUGAAACCGCCCGCCUCAGCCCGGGGUACGGGCAUCAAGGUGGUGCACCGUUGGUCCCAGAUACCGAGGAAACGGGCCGUGAUAGUGCAACAAUACCUGUCCAGGCCUAAGCUGAUAAGCGGCGCCAAGUUCGAUCUGCGCCUCUACGUUCUUGUAACGAGUUUCAACCCUUUGAAGAUCUACCUCUACCCGGACGGCUUGGUCCGUUUCGCCUCGGUCAAAUACAACGACGACAUAAACUACCUCAGCGACCGUUUCAUGCAUUUGACCAAUUACAGCAUCAACAAGACGAACUCCACCUACACUAGCAACGACUGCGUUGACUCUUGCACGGGGCACAAAUGGGCGCUAAGAACUCUUUGGUCGUACCUUGAGAAGGAGCACGUGAACGUUUCGAAAUUGUGGGCGACCAUGAAGGACAUAGUGGUGAAAACGAUGAUCGCCGGCGAGUCGAACAUCACCCCUUUGACCAGGGUCAACACGACAUCGCGUUACUGUUGCUACGAAUUGUUCGGAUUCGACAUCCUUCUCGACGAGAAUUUGAAACCGUGGCUGCUCGAGGUGAACAUAUCGCCCUCGUUGCAAUCCUCCUCGCCUCUCGACACCGCCAUCAAGGGUCCAUUGAUCAAGACUGUGUUCAACAUAGCCGGAUACCAAUUGCCAAACACGUUGUCGUUCGAGGAAGCGAGGAAACUAGCGGAGAAGUAUGAGUUGGAUAUGGUGUGCCAGGAUUACAGGCUGCAUAAACUCGGGUUGAACAACCAGGAACGGAUUAAACAUUCGAUCUAUAUGAAUUUGAGGAAUCGUGAGGAUUACGUGGAGUCCAUUAUCAAAAAUCUGACCCCGGACGACGUUAGACAAUUGGUCAUGUACGAGGACGAGCUGACGCAAUUGGACAGGUUCGAGAAGAUCUUUCCAACUGCCAAUAGCUACGAGUACCUGCAGUACUUUGACGUUCCAAGGUACUAUAACAUGUUGUUUGACGCGUGGGAGGUGAAAUACGCGGAUAACAGAUCGGAAGGGAUAAUGAGAUUGCAGAAACUGUGCCAGCAAAAGUAUCAUUUGGAACCGGUCUGUUAAUAAGGGAUACAUUGUGUUCUUAUUUAGGGACCUAAACUGUAUAAGGGUUUUUUUUUUUUUUUUUUUUUUUAUAUAUAUAUAUAUAUAUAGCUUAAACUCAUAAUCGAUAAAGCGACGUGAAAAAAUGAAUCAGAAAAGGAAAGAAAAAAGAGAAAAAUAGAAAAAAAAGAAAACACAAAGUCCUUCGUUCUAUCCCUUUUUUAUAUAGAUAUACGUAAUAUAUACAUCGUACACCAACUUGUAUAGGAAAUACAAUUGUUGUAUAGAAAUGAUUGGAUAGAAAGGUUACGUCACCAGAUGUUUACGUCAUGUGCCUUUACUACGGUUGUGCAAAUUUACCUUAAUGUAAAUGGCAUUAUUUGACUUAAUAAAACUGAUUUUACAACGAUAGAAAUUGUCGCAAUGGAUUUUUUUCUUUCUUUUUCUAGUUUUCUUAUUUUCUUUUUGCUUUUUAAAUUUCAAUUUAACCGGGAAGGAUGUACCAAUACCAAACGCGAUUAAGAUCGAUCCAUACAGGUUUGUAAAACUUUUUUAUGGUCUUUUUUGUAAUAUUCGCACAUCGCAAUUGCAUUGCUCAGAUUGAAAAUAACUUUUCGACGUUUUCCACGAUCAGAUGAGAUUAAUUAACGAAUUAAAUUGGACUGUUUAAUUUUUUUAUUUUAUAAAGAGAUAAUAAUAUCAUUGUCAAAUUAUUUUAUAUGAAAAACGAUUAUAUCGAUAACGUAAGUAUGUUUUUAACACGUUCGGUUCUUAUUUAAUUUUUAUUACAAAACAAGAUUGAGUUGUAGUAUAGUAUAGUGUAUUUAAUUUUUAUUCGAUAGAAGGUUAAUGAUUAAGUUUUCCGAAUCGUCUUAUUUGAAAAAUCAAAUUGAUAAAUGGUAUCAUUAUUUAUUUUAUGUUUAUUAUCGAUAAUUUUAGAUAUUCACACAGGGCAGAACGUGUUAGCGAAAACAUUUAAUAUUAGAUAUUAAUUAAAAGUUACUUAGCAUUAUUGAACGAAUCCCUUAUUUUUGCGCAUUAUAUUAACCAGUGUUAACCAUUGAACACUGUUUUAAUGAUUAUUGAAAGGAAUAAUAAUAUCAUUUAUUUAAUAAUACCAUAACAAACAAUAUUAUUUUAUUUUCCGUUUGAAAUAUGAUUUGUAUCUAUUUACACCAACAACGAAUUCGAAAUAUUAGGUUAAUUUUACGGAAAAAGACAUGCAAAUUACAGUGUCAAUUAUUUCGUUUAUUAUUGUAAUUUUUUUUCUUUUUUUAAAUUCUUCG
Apis laboriosa (Himalayan honeybee) is the source of this 3570-nucleotide messenger RNA. It is a transcript of the gene TTLL4A, whose product is annotated as tubulin polyglutamylase TTLL4. The transcript has 3 exons. The record is from RefSeq and is a predicted model, not a curated record. Gene Ontology annotation, cellular component: cilium. Gene Ontology annotation, biological process: microtubule cytoskeleton organization; protein polyglutamylation. Bases 599 to 2305 code for a protein of 568 amino acids. Lineage: Eukaryota; Metazoa; Arthropoda; Insecta; Hymenoptera; Apidae. Gene Ontology annotation, molecular function: tubulin binding; tubulin-glutamic acid ligase activity.